GGAGUUUUUAUUAUCGGAGUAUGGAUGCUGACUUUCAGCUAAUCAAGAAUGAUUGUAAGGCGCUGUGUCUGCCGACAGACAGAAGCGCUGCGCCGAUUAUGCAAAGCUGAGGACAGAGAAGGACAAAUGUAUUAUGCAAAUGUGCGAUUGUGCUCGAGCACUAUUUCGCACUCUAUUCCACGUAUAAGGAUUACUGCGCAGGACAAGGACAAAGAUAUGUCGCGGGCGCAGGCCACGCCCAUCACCUAUCACCUAGUUGCUCUCCCCACCACUCGAAUCGGCCUGCCAUUGCGAGAGGAUAUCAUUUCGUUUUCGACUCCGGCGGUGUACGGUGUACGGUGUACGGCUAGAAGGGUCUCGGCGAAAUGGACGUAG
Ctenocephalides felis (cat flea) is the source of this 375-nucleotide messenger RNA. RefSeq lists its product as uncharacterized. The coding region runs from base 49 to 375 and encodes 108 amino acids. The record is from RefSeq and is a predicted model, not a curated record. The transcript is spliced from 2 exons. Lineage: Eukaryota; Metazoa; Arthropoda; Insecta; Siphonaptera; Pulicidae.